CAAUGUCAGUACCACCACAAGUCAAAUGGUACCAGAAAGAUUCCUUCAUCGGUCUAAUAAUUGAGAUCGUUGAUCCAAAGAGAGAGUCAGUGAAAGUCGAUCUAACCGAGUCUUCUGUUCAUUUUGAAGCCGAAUCAAGUUCUGGAAAGUAUGAGUUUGACAUCACCCUAUACAAAAAAGUAGAUCCUAAUAGGUUCGAUACAAAGAUUAAAGAUCGCAGAAUCAAGGUCGUUAUUGCGAAGGCAGAAGACUGUCACCAAGAAUGGAGCAGACUCACUCCAGACAAACAUCGCUGGCUGAAGUUUGAUGUCGACAGUGUGGAUUUGACUGACGAGGAAACUAUUGCGGCGCGCAAACUGGAAGACGCGAAGAGAAAAUUAGAGGAUGAGCACGGACCGCUCCCUCAAGAUACUAAAGUCCAGCAUAUGUCCAGUAUGCUGAACUCCGACGAUAUCACCCGAGAUCUCGAAGAGGCAGAAAAAGAGAUGUACGACAUGCUAAAGAACAGCUACCUAACUAUCUACAAUUCUGUGGUGUGGUUAGGCUACUUCUACGUCUUCUUCGUAUCUCUUCUCAGAGUUGCUAUUGAAGGCACAGGUGCGAUAAAAACGAACUACGCCACCAUGAGCUGGUUGCUGAGAUCCUGUCAACAGACAGUGUUCCUGGAGAUUAUACACUCGGUUACCGGUCUUACUAAAACCUCUACUUUUGCUACUUUCGCCCAGGUGGUUGGAAGAGCAAUUGUGUUAUUUUGUGUUGUUGACGCGGAACCAUCUCUCCAAACCUCCCUCUCUUGUUAUCUUCUCGUGGUAGCUUGGUGUGCUGUUGAGGUCGUCAGGUACCCAUAUUACAUAGUCCAGAUUUACGAGUUAUACUUCCCUAAAUUAAUGUGGCUGAGGUACAAUGUGUGGGUUCCUCUCUAUCCUAUUGGAUUGAUAUGUGAAGCAAGUUUAGUGUAUCAGUGUAUAGAGUUAGUGUCACAGUCAGGGCGCCUCACUGUUACUCUACCCAAUAGUCUCAACGUUGCUUUCGACUUCAGCCUCUUCCUCAAGAUUUACCUUGCUGCUCCUGCAAUUGGAGGACUGUUUUUAUUGAUGCACAUGGGAUCUCAGCGAACGAAAGCAAUGAAGAAACUUGCAAAGUUAAAACAGAUGGAGGACGUCUAUCAUAAACAAAAAGAUUUGAUAGAUAUCAGAAAGAAAAAAGAAAGUAAAAAAGCUAAAUAGAUAGCAGAUACAUCAUCUUAAUCUAUGUAAACAGUGUUAAGGACCCAUGUAAAUUUCAAAACAUCGAGAGCCCACAAAUUUAUUAACGGAUUAUCGAA
This is a messenger RNA of Bolinopsis microptera, 1324 nucleotides long. RefSeq lists its product as uncharacterized. Gene Ontology annotation, molecular function: 3-hydroxyacyl-CoA dehydratase activity. The coding region runs from base 3 to 1226 and encodes 407 amino acids. Gene Ontology annotation, biological process: fatty acid elongation; very long-chain fatty acid biosynthetic process; sphingolipid biosynthetic process. The record is from RefSeq and is a predicted model, not a curated record. The transcript has 12 exons. Gene Ontology annotation, cellular component: endoplasmic reticulum membrane. NCBI's taxonomy places the organism in Eukaryota, Metazoa, Ctenophora, Tentaculata, Lobata, Bolinopsidae.